AUGCGAGUCGUACUUCCGGGACUCAAGACGUCGCUGAGGCACCAGACAGCCUUGCGCCACUACCACGCGACACAGCCGCAACCAUGGCUUGUCCCCGUGGGGCUUACAUGCGCGGGUCUAUUCUUGGGUACGCGCUACAUCCUACGAGCCCAGGAGCGAGUGCGAAGACGACGCGCGGGAUUACCGGGCGAGGGGGAUGAGGGUGAAGGGACAGAGGAAGGAUCGUCACCCUUAAGUAAAAUGCAGCAGGUUUUAGGAGUAGAUGUGGGAUCAUCAAAUUUACGUGUGGCGACGGCCUCGUUGCUGGAUUCGGCGCAUGGUGCGCGGGUGAUCGAGAGCGCAGAUGGAUUGCGAGCGACUCCAGCGGCGGUGGCGGUGGACAAUGGCAGCGUCUCGAUCGGAGCAAUUGCCAAGGCACUACAGGGACGAAAACCAGGCCACACAGCGACUGCAACAAGGCUCCUUCUUGGACCUGCCACUAAAGAGAGAGACGAGCUUAUCAACAAGCUGCCGUAUACGGUGCAUCAACGUGGAGAGACGCUGGAGAUAGAGCUAGAUGGGAAGACCUACAGCCCUGAGGUGGGUUGA
Phytophthora infestans T30-4 is the source of this 588-nucleotide messenger RNA. RefSeq lists its product as uncharacterized. Bases 1 to 588 code for a protein of 195 amino acids. The transcript has a single exon. Lineage: Eukaryota; Oomycota; Peronosporomycetes; Peronosporales; Peronosporaceae. The record is from RefSeq and is a predicted model, not a curated record. Gene Ontology annotation, molecular function: ATP binding; ATP-dependent protein folding chaperone.